Molecule: messenger RNA, 8175 nt
Organism: Scomber scombrus (Atlantic mackerel)
Lineage: Eukaryota; Metazoa; Chordata; Actinopteri; Scombriformes; Scombridae
Gene: dop1b
Product: DOP1 leucine zipper like protein B
Exons: 38
Coding region: 178-7134 (2318 amino acids)
Biological process (GO): Golgi to endosome transport
Cellular component (GO): trans-Golgi network; endosome
Source: RefSeq, a predicted model, not a curated record
ACUUGUAUUUUGCCUAUAGACAAAAAACAGGUGUGCUAUCUCUUUUCUUUGAGCUGCACUUGCGUGAAGGAUGAGUCACGAGGACUGGACUGUCGCUUCUUUCAAUCGGACUGCUUUGAAGCGAGUGUUCGCAUUUGACAUAUUGUGCUGAACAUGCUGGGAUCAGAUUGAUGUGUCAUGGAUCCUGAGGAGUUGGAGCUUCAGAACGACUACCGUUACCGUAGCUAUGCGGCAGUCAUUGAGAAAGCGCUGCGAAACUUUGAGUCCUCUAGUGAGUGGGCCGAUCUCAUUUCCUCUCUGGGAAAGCUCAACAAGGCCCUGCAGAGUAACCUUCGUUACUCGCUCCUGCCCAAGAGGCUGAUCAUAGGGAAGCGUCUGGCCCAGUGUCUGCACCCGGCCCUCCCCAGUGGAGUGCACCUCAAGGCUCUGGAGACCUAUGAGGUCAUCUUCAAAAUAAUCGGAACAAAAUGGCUGGCCAAGGAUCUGUUCAUUUACAGCUCAGGAUUGUUUCCGCUGUUGGGCCAUGCAGCCAUGGCAGUGAAGCCUGUCCUGCUGACACUAUACGAGCGUUACUAUCUCCCGCUGCAGAGGGCUUUGCUGCCAAGUCUUCAGGCUUUUAUAACAGGACUUCUGCCAGGCCUGGAGGAGGGUCUGGAGGUCUACGACAGGACUGAUGCUUUGCUGCUCAAGUUGUCAUUGCUGGUGGGUCAGCAGGUUUUCUAUGGUGCCCUGUGGGGCAGUAUGCUGGUCAGCCCCUUGGUGCGACUGCCCGCCACAGUCUUCAUAGUCACACACUUUGACCGCAUGUUGACCCUGCACCAGCAAGCAUACAUGCUCGGCUUCGACCAUCGCCUUGUGGUGAAGUCAGUGUGUCUUUCUCUGCAAGAUGCUAAUGUCUUGGUUCAGAGGAACACACUAGAAAUCCUGCUCUUCUUUUUCCCUUUUGCUAAAUGCCUGGAUCCAGAGGAGACCAGCAUUACUAUGAGUGUUGAAGAGAUGAUCACAUUGGUGUCUGCCGCGUCACUCACCCUACUCCGCAGAGACAUGUCCCUCAACAGACGCCUCUACGCCUGGCUCCUAGGCACAGACACAAAAGGAGAAAUGGUGGCACCACAUCCCACCCUCUCCACUACUGCACAGGAACAUACAUCCUUCUACUUCAACAACUACUCCAAAGAUUUCAUUGUGCAGGCUCUGAUUAACAUCCUCAAACAGAAGGAUUUGGAGAGAAACCCGGAGAUCAUAACUGGAUACCUCAGGCCUUUUCGCAUCAUCAUCAGCCUGCUUGAUAAACCGGAAAUAGGUCCAGUGGUCUUGAGUAGUGUGCUGUUGGAGGUGGUCCGAGCCUUCUACAGCUACUGUCGAGAGAUGGUGGGGGAGGAAACCAUCACGAGCUCUGGGCUCUCAGGAAACCAGCUGGCCAGUAAAAUAAAAGAGAAUAAGAAUGCGUCAGAGAUUAUAAAGGCGAUGAACAUGCUCAUAAGCUCCAUGAACAGUGAAUACUUGUGGGAGUACAUGACCCGACGCUUCUGCGCUUCUCUACGUGACAAAGAUGACCCACCAACACCUCCUGAGCAGGACCGCAGUCACCUUGCUCCCUCUGUCACAGAGAUGUCCAAUCUGGUCAUUUUUCUGCUCGAUGUUCUUCCUCUGGAGCUCCAUGCUGAUAUCCAGUCCCAGUUUCUUCCAGAAAUGCUGAGCACCAUGCUCCAAAAUCUGUCCAGCCACAUGGACUCCGUCAGCCUGGAAGAUGUCACACAGGGCCUGCGCACCUGCUUCAGGGUCCUGAGUAAGAUCCAGAUGCCUGUGGCUUAUAUGGAUGUUGAGGCAGGGGCACAGACAGAGGAGAUGGAGUCACAGACAUUAGAAGAGGAAGAAAAAAAUGCACAGUCCUUUAUCCAGGAUAUGGAGAAGGAGGAAGAGAAAGAUGGCAGUGUUGGUCAGCCUAAUGGUCACCAUGAACUUGAAGAGCUGAACAGAGAUGGAGGGGAUGAGGCAGAAUCUGCAGAUGGUGUUUACCCAGCACUCAGGUCUGAGGACAGUGGAUUGGGAAUCAGCGCCUCACCAUCAGAGCAGCAUCUCCUGCCAGGGAUGGGGGCUGAGGGAAAUGGAAUUUGCAAAGAGGGUGAAAGAGUGUGGAGGAAGGGAGGCAGUAUAGACACCAUGACCCAGUGUCUGCAGGACAUCCUGGCCUCCAUAACCACAAGAUACCUGCUGGUGCAGGUGGAGGAUGUCAGGGGAGAAGAGGAAGAGCCUCAGCCUGACCUAAGCACUGUCUCUGUGGAUCAGAAGACUUUGUUGACAGGCAUUGGUGGACGGGAAAUUAAAGACAAACUGACUGAACUGUUCACUCCAAACAAGCUUAAACACCGCUCUACAUCUAUAUCUGAUACCCCGCUCUCAGCAGCCCCCACCGAGAAGAAAAAAGAACGUGCACAUGCAGGGUGUCUGGACUGGGCAGCUGGCUACAUGCCCCGAGGCAGGGCAGAGAUUUCUGAGGCCUGUCGACAGGCCUUCACUGCCACCUGCCACCUGCUGCUGGAGUGCACUACCUUCCCUGUUUACCUAAGUGAAGAGGAGACUCUGGCUCUCCAUACAGACAUGUUUGGUCUUACAGGGAGUGAUGUGGACACCCUGCCAGUGUGGCUAAGGUCCUUGAUGACACUGUGCUGCCUGUCCAGGGACUACAGCAUCCAACACACUGCAGUGGCCUCUCUGUUGGAGCUCAUCAACCACUCUCAAUCCUUAGCGCUUGUGAUCCAGGACAAGCACAGACGCUACCAGAACUCUGACUCUAAUCCUCUGAGCGGCCGGCUGCAGAUGGUCACUGUGCCACCCAUCUACCCUGCUGUGCUUCAUGCCAUAGAGGAGGGCACAGAUUUCUAUCAGAGGGUGUCCCAGGUACUUUGGAGCCAGCUGGACAUGGAGCGUAGAGAACAGCACACUUCCUGUGUGGAACUCUUUUAUAGGCUUCACUGUUUGGCUCCAUCAGCAUCCAUCUGCGAAGAGAUAAUCUGCCAGGCACUAUUGCACAAAGACAAGGCUGUUAGGCUGGAAGCACUGCACCGCUUCACUGUUCUAUGGCACCUGACCCGGGAGAUCCACACCAACAGGACCAUGUCCCUCAGACGCUCCUUUGACCGGUCUCUGUGUGUCGUGGUGGACAGUCUCAGCUGUACAGAUGGCUCAGUAAGCGCAGCAGCGCACUGCUGGCUGGCCAGGGCUCUGUCCCUCAAUGACGUGAUCCGGAUCCUGGAGCCUAUUCUGUUGUUGCUGCUUCACCCGACUACUCAACGCAGCAACAUUCAGAGCGCCAAACAAAAUCUCACUGCUGGCAACCUGAAGGCUCUAAACAAUAGAAGUCGAUCCUCCACAAAAACAUCUGGGACAGAUGCAGAUGCCAUGGCCACAGAGGUCACCAGCUUAAAUCUCCUGAACAUUGUGGACCGGGAAUUCAUGUGGGCAGAGUUAGACAGUGAUCCAGAGUUACCCAAACUAGCAGACACUUUCGUAGUAUCCCGGAGUGAGAGUGAAGAGACAGAGGAGGAUGAGGGUAGAGAGGAGGAAGAGGAGGAGGAGGAGGAGGCAGAGAGCGAACACACUGAGUCAGCUGACACCAGUGGUGCCCAGGUAUCCACAGAGAACUCCAGCUCUGGUUCUGUCCCCUAUCGCAGCAUUGAAGAAGGAGGCCUGGUCAACGGCCUGCGGAGGGUAGAGUCCGAGCACACACAGGCAUCGGAUUCACUGUCAAGUGAGGAUGAGGAAGAUGUAGAGCUGGAGGCCAUGGCCAGGUCUCGCCUGUUAAAACAGGAGCGUGAGAAGAGAGAGGCGAUCGACUCUCUGUUCCGUCACGUGCUGCUGUAUCCUGUGGCAGGCGGUUGGCGCCAUCUGCUUCAAGGCUUGGCUCUGCUAGACAGCCUUCUGAGGAGUAGUGCUCAGUGCCCUCUGGUGGAUGCCCUCUCCUCCACCUCUCUGGACACGAGCUCUGCUGCACAUUUAAAUCUGGUCUCCAACCUCUUGCAGCGCCACCAACAAGCUCAGGAUGGCAAAGGUUUCUACGGCUGCUUGCUUUCCCCUUCCUCCUCCCCCUCUGUGCCCCCAUCCCUGAUUAUUGAACUGUUGGUGUCCUUGUGCCUGCGAUUUCUGCGCUCUCAUUAUCCGUCCUACCUGAGUCUUGGUCCUCUUGACUCGCAGGGAAACAGAGAGGUUCAGGUAAAGAGUGUGGAGGUGCUGACACGGUUGGUGAACCAGCUUGGUUGUGUGGCACGGGGACAAGAAGGCAGCGGGGCCAGUCUGGAGCCCAUCCGCAGACUUCUCUCCGGAUGUAAAGUGCAGCAAUAUGCUCUGCUUACACUUUCUGCAUCCAUGUAUGUCAGCCAGAGGGGAAUGGACAAGGGAGCACCCAGGAGUGUGGACAUGCUGGAUCAGCAGGGAAGCCUGUCGGAGGAGAGCCUGGUGAAUGUUGGAACAGGGGGACAGGAGCAGUACCCCUUACAAAUGGAAUUACUAAAACUCCUCCAGGCUCUUAUAGUCCUGGAAUACCAUGUGUGGCCUGGUGGGGCUGUCUCUGCAGCUGGGUCAAGUGGAUCAUCUGGCCAGCCUGGGGAGCCUCGUGAAAUCCCAACUGCUACCACCCCCCUUGCUCGUGAGUGGCAAACCGCUGUCCUUUUCCAGCAGUCCAUCAAGGCGGCCCAGUAUGUCCAAAGCCACCCCAUCACAGCUCAAGGAAUGUUUGUCUCUGCUGCAGCGAGGGCUCUGCAGCCACAGUAUGGCUAUUCCAUGCACCCCCACUGGGUUUCACUGCUGUGCUCCUCUCUGCCCUACUUGGGUCGCUCAUUAGGCAUUAUUGUGGCUCCUCUUAUCAGUCAGAUAUGCAGGAACCUGGAUGAGCUGGUCAAGCUUUAUGAGCACGACGGAGGAAAGACAAAUCAGAGCCUGAGUGGCAGGAAGGAGAACAUUGCCCCUGACUACCCUCUAACUCUGCUAGAAGGUCUCACCACCAUUACACACUACUGUCUAUUGGACAACAAGAGAUCCCUGGUUCCCUGUGAUCCUGUGGAUGUCCGUAAUGCGCGCAAUGCAGUGAUUGAGGCCCUGCCGCACAUGCUCAGUAGUAUGUCACUGUUAUGGGGCGUGGUCAUCAGAGAAGAGUUUCAGAGACGAGUAUCUGACACUGUACAGAGCAGCAGACACACUUCUACCUCUGUCUACUUUAAAAGCACCAAGAUUCUACGGCAGCGGAUCCUGGAGUUCCUUCUCCCCCUGACUGGGCAGUAUGGUGUUCAGCUCAUGGCUUCACUGGGAGUGGUGUGGAGCAGCAGGAAGAGUAAGAGGAGACAUAAAAACAAAGUUUUACCUGUGGCUGGUGAGUCUCGCCUAACCAUUGUGGAUCUGGUGAAAUCAUUGAACACCUUGCACACAGAGACCAUCCUACAUUUGGUCAAAGAGGUGGUGAAAAAACCACAUCAGAUAAAAGGAGAUCAGAAGUCAGCUCUGGUAGAUAUCCCCAUGUUACAGUUCAGCUACGCCUAUAUCCAGAGUAUUUCAGCUCCGGCCCUGCAGGAAAACAUCGCUCCUCUCUUCAGUAUUUUAAGGGAGUCUGUUCAGCUCAACCUGGCCCCGCCUGGGCACUUCUUACUGCUGGGAAUCCUCAAUGAAAUUGUUAACCGGCUCCCCAACCUGGACAAUAAGAAGGACACCCGAGAUCUGCAGGAGGUGACUCAACGGAUCCUCGAGGCAGUGGGUGGGAUCGCAGGGUCAUCUCUGGAGCAGACCAGUUGGCUCAGUCGCAGCCUUGAGGUCAAAGUUCAGCCACAGGUGUGCGCCGAGGCAGAAGAGCCUGAUGACGCAGAAAUGGAUGGUGACCAUUAUGAAUCGAUGGCCCAAGCUAGCACCAUGGUCUCCUCCUCGGCUCCCUCAGUUUACAGCGUGCAGGCUCUUGUACUCCUGGCUGAGAUCUUGGCACCACUUCUUGACAUGGUAUAUCGCAGUGAUGAGAAGGAGAAAGCGGUUCCUCUCAUUUCUCGGCUCAUGUACUAUGUUUUCCCCUACCUGAAGAAUCACAGUGCCUACAACAUGCCCAGCUUUGAGGCGGGUGCUCAGCUGCUGAGCAGUCUGAGUGGAUAUGCCUAUACCAAAAGGGCCUGGAGGAAAGAGGUCUUUGAGCUCUUCAUGGACCCCCUUUUCUUCACCAUGGAUGCCACCUGUGCACUUAGCUGGAAAUCCAUAAUUGACCACUUGCUGACUCACGAGAAGACCAUGUUUAAAGACCUCAUGAGUAUGCAGAGUGGCUCCCUGAAACUGUUUGCUAGUGCAGACCAGAGACCCAUGCUGCUGAAGCGCCAGGCAUUUGCCAUGUUCAGUGGAGAACUGGAUCAGUAUCAUCUCUAUCUGCCCCUCAUCCAAGAGCGUCUCACGGAGGCUUUGCGAAUGAAUCCCAGCCCUGCUAUUUCGGCCCAGAUGUUCCUGAUGUUUCGUGUUCUCCUGUUAAGGAUUUCAUCCCAGCACCUGACAUCUCUGUGGCCAAUCAUGGUCACAGAACUGAUCCGCAUAUUUGCACGCCUAGAGAAAUCUCUACAGGCAGAUAAAGAUGUCUCAAAGUUGGCUAAAGUGGUACGUGGAGCCCUUGACAGAGGUGGACCAGUGAAUUUCUCUCAGGCAGAGCUGGACAUGUAUCUGUCAGCCUGCAAGUUUCUGGACACCUCCUUGGCAUUUCCUCCAGAGAGGAUACCACUUUUUCCGAUGUAUCGCUGGGCAUUUGUCCCUGAGGUGGAUGUGAACCGCUACAGUGGCCCAGAAAGCACACUGAUAGAGGGCGAACAGGAAUGCACACCCCACGUUGUCAGAAUACUGGAGGGAAUACAGCAACGAUUUACAACACUGAAUGGGCUGAGUGAAGAAUCAUCCACAGAGCACUUAAAGUUCCCCCUCCUCACCCAAAGCUCCCUGACCUCCAUUACCCAGCUGUUGCCUUUCCUUCGCACCCUUUGCUGUUCCUUCCAGGGCCCUCCACCCUACAGCCACCCUAUGCCCUACUUCCCAGUAGCAGACUACCCAGCAGCCAAUUCAGACGGAGUCCUGAAGAGGCUGGAGCGCACCACUGAGGAAGAGUUCCUGGACUCCACAGAGAAUUAAAAAUCAAGCAUGAAGCUGUCGUGAACAUAGUCCUCUUCUCACGCUUUUAAAACCCAGGGUACUGAUCUGCAGCCAUAUGAGUAGAAACCUGAAGCAGACACAGCGGUAAUGUUGUAUUGUGAACUAGAAAAUAAGGAAAUGUUUUGGAAUUCUGUUUUUUAACAUUUUAACUAGUCUGAUCUCCACAUGAAUACAUGUACCUCUGAGGUGUUCUCACACUGAAUCUGUAUUGGAAAAACCAAGGGACUGUACUGUAAUUAUUUCCAAUGGGCUUUAUGGAUAUCUGAAAAAAUAUAGUGUAAGCAUAAAUCCCAAAUAACUGCAGAAUACUUCUUCUCUCAAGGAUGAGUAUCACCUUUGUUGAAAAUGAUUUACGUGUCAUAAUGUCUACUCUCUUUGCUUUCAAUGAUUUUAGCCUGAAACCUUUUACCACUAACAAUGGUUAUUAUGAAAACCAAAUUCAAUUAACUUCAGAUUACAAGGCACACAUCUUGUAAUUACAAUAGUUCCAGUAAAGAUGUUUUGUUUGACACAAAACAGCAGACUGUGAAAGACCUUAUUAAUUAUAGUUGAUGCAUUCUUUUGACUUUUUCAUAACUCUAGUUAACCACGCUCUCUAGUAGAAACAUACAGUGCUUAUGUCUGUCUGACUUUGAGAAUGUAAAGACCAUAUGUCUGCAGGACAUUGUUGCAUUUUCUCUUUGUUAUUUGGAUGUCAUUAUUGGACCUCACAGGCCCUUGGUAAAGAUUUAUGUUUAGACUUUUAUUGGUAAGUUAUUGAAUGUGAUUUGUGUACACCAGUAAAAAACCCUUUGAAAUAUUAUUGGGUGUACCUCGCUAAAAACAUGCUUGCCAUUUUUUGGUGUUCAAGGGAAAUCAGCCUUCUUUGUAGUUGUUCAUGGAUAGUUUGUACAACUGCCUGUUAUCUUUUUUUCCUUGGUGCUGAAUGUUUGAGUAAUUAUUGUUUAAGUUAUUUUGGAUGUUGAAAGGACCAUGUCAAGUUUUGAAUUAACAGAAACAAGACUCAUUAAAUUAAUUAAG